This is a messenger RNA of Microtus ochrogaster (prairie vole), 841 nucleotides long. RefSeq names its product cyclin B1 (gene Ccnb1). Bases 38 to 841 code for a protein of 267 amino acids. Gene Ontology annotation, biological process: mitotic cell cycle phase transition. Gene Ontology annotation, molecular function: cyclin-dependent protein serine/threonine kinase regulator activity. Lineage: Eukaryota; Metazoa; Chordata; Mammalia; Rodentia; Cricetidae. The transcript has 8 exons. The record is from RefSeq and is a predicted model, not a curated record.
UGCUCCUGGUCGCUGAGCCUCUUCUACAGGAGGAACCAUGGCGCUCAGGGUCACUAGGAGCACGAAACUUAACACGGAAAAUAAGGCCAAGGUCAGCAUGGCAGGCGCCAAGCGUGUGCCUGUGGCAAUUGCUGCAGCCUCCAAGCCCGGGGCAGGGGUUGAUAAUCCCUCUCCAAGCCCAAUGGAAACAUCUGGAUGUGCCCCUGCAGAAGAAUAUUUGUGUCAGGCUUUCUCUGAUGUAAUUCUUGCCGUGAGUGAUGUGGAUGCAGAUGAUGGAGCUGACCCAAACCUCUGUAGUGAAUAUGUGAAAGACAUAUAUGCUUAUCUCAGACAACUGGAGGUUGAUGUUGAACAGCAUACUUUGGCCAAAUACCUCAUGGAGCUCACAAUGCUGGACUACGACAUGGUGCACUUUCCUCCUUCUCAAAUUGCAGCUGGAGCUUUUUGCUUAGCACUGAAGAUCCUUGACAACGGUGAAUGGACACCAACUCUGCAGCACUACCUGUCCUACACUGAAGAAUCCCUUUUGCCUGUUAUGCAGCACCUGGCUAAGAAUAUCGUCACAGUGAACCGCGGCCUUACAAAGCACAUGACUGUCAAGAAUAAGUAUGCAACAGCCAAGCAUGCCAAGAUCAGCACUCUGGCACAGCUGAAUUGUACACUGGUUCAAAAUUUGUCCAAGGCUGUGGCAAUGUCUGUGCUGCUGUGGUCUCAUGUGCCAAUGCACUUCCUACUUCUCUUCUAUAAAAGGUUCAUUUGUUACAUCAAGCUGGACAAAGCUGCUGACCUAGCUGGCCUCACUGCAAGGCUGACCCAGCGUGUCCACACUGAAGGGCUGUGA